CUCUCGGUAAAUUAACACGCGGUGCUUAAGGCACGGAUAAAAAUAUUGAAAAAUGGGUCGUAUGCAUGCUCCUGGUAAGGGUAUUUCCCAAUCCGCACUGCCGUACCGUCGUUCGGUUCCAUCGUGGCUGAAGUUGAAUGCCGAGGAUGUGAAGGAGCAGAUCAAAAAGCUCGGCAAAAAGGGCAUGACACCGUCGCAGAUCGGCAUCAUUCUGCGAGAUUCGCACGGUGUGGCCCAGGUGCGGUUCGUGAACGGUAACAAGGUGUUGCGUAUUAUGAAGGCUGUCGGCCUGAAGCCCGAUAUUCCGGAGGAUCUGUACUUCCUGAUCAAAAAGGCCGUUUCGAUCCGCAAGCACCUGGAGCGUAACCGCAAGGACAUUGACAGCAAGUUCCGUCUAAUUUUGAUCGAGUCCCGCAUCCACCGUCUGGCCCGCUACUACAAGAUCAAGGCUGUCCUGCCGCCAAACUGGAAGUACGAAUCGAGUACCGCUUCUGCUCUGGUUGCUUAAGCCCCCACCGUGCAAGAGUGAAGUACAGUGUGUCGUGGCAAAUGGUUGGCUCAACCAUUUUCAACUUUGGAAUGUUGAAAUACAGUAAUACAUAAACUGCUGGCGCCCGUGGGGUGUUGGCUUUCUCCA
Anopheles bellator is the source of this 637-nucleotide messenger RNA. It is a transcript of the gene RpS13, whose product is annotated as small ribosomal subunit protein uS15. Lineage: Eukaryota; Metazoa; Arthropoda; Insecta; Diptera; Culicidae. Gene Ontology annotation, molecular function: small ribosomal subunit rRNA binding; structural constituent of ribosome. The record is from RefSeq and is a predicted model, not a curated record. Gene Ontology annotation, biological process: translation. Gene Ontology annotation, cellular component: nucleolus; cytosolic small ribosomal subunit; ribosome. The transcript has 2 exons. Bases 53 to 508 code for a protein of 151 amino acids.